Pyrus x bretschneideri (Chinese white pear) is the source of this 1565-nucleotide messenger RNA. RefSeq names its product FAM10 family protein At4g22670. Gene Ontology annotation, molecular function: protein dimerization activity; Hsp70 protein binding. The coding region runs from base 53 to 1321 and encodes 422 amino acids. The transcript is spliced from 11 exons. The record is from RefSeq and is a predicted model, not a curated record. Lineage: Eukaryota; Viridiplantae; Streptophyta; Magnoliopsida; Rosales; Rosaceae.
UCUCUCUCUCUCUCUCUCUCUCUCUCUCUCUCUCUCUCUGAAACUUUUACAAAUGGACGAGGCGAAGCUCAACCAACUCAAGCAUUUCGUCGAACAGUGCAAAUCCGAUCCCUCCGUCCUCGCCGAUCCUUCGCUCUCCUUCUUCCGCGACUACCUCGAGAGUCUCGGCGCUACGCUCCCUGCCUCUGCUCAGAAGCAAGGCGAUUCAAAAUCGAAGAGCUAUGUCGUGGAGGAGAGCGACGACGACAUGGCGGACACUGAAGCCGCUCAAGUUCAUGUCGAAGAAGAGGAGGAUGAGAUAAUCGAAUCUGAUGUUGAGCUCGAGGGUGACACCGUGGAGCCUGACGAUGAACCUCCUCAGAAGAUGGGAGACGCAUCGGUUGAGGUGACUGAUGAGAACCGUGAUGCUGCACAGGCAGCAAAAUCUAAAGCUAUGGAGGCCAUUUCAGAAGGUAACUUGGAGGAAGCAGUUGAACAUCUCACAGAGGCGAUUUUGCUCAAUCCUACAUCAGCAAUUAUGUACGGCACCAGAGCUAGUGUGUACAUCAAAAUGAAAAAACCUAGUGCUGCUAUCCGAGAUGCCAGUGCUGCUCUUGAGAUCAAUCCCGACUCUGCUAAAGGCUACAAGUCUCGUGGCAUAGCACGAGCAAUGCUUGGUCAUUGGGAAGAGGCUGCUAAGGAUCUUCACUUGGCAUCAAAGCUUGAUUAUGAUGAAGAAAUAGGUGCCGUACUUAAGAAGGUUGAACCAAAUGUGCACAGGAUUGAGGAACACCGUCGCAAAUAUGAUAGGCUUCGCAAAGAAAGAGAGGACAAAAGGAUUGAGCGUGAGAGACAACGUCGCCGUGCUGAAGCUCAGGCUGCAUAUGAGAAGGCUAAGAAGCAAGAGCAGUCAUCUUCUAGUAGAAGGUCUGGAGGCAUGCCUGGUGGCUUUCCAGCAGGCAUGGGUGGAGGCUUUCCAGGAGGAAUGCCUGGUAUGCCCGGUGGUUUUCCAGCAGGCAUGGGUGGAGGGUUUCCAGGAGGAAUGCCUGGAGGGUUUCCAGCCGGCAUGGGUGGCGGCUUUCCUGGUGGUGCAUCUGGAGGUGCAUCUGGAGGUGCACCUGGAGGUUUCCCCGGUAGCGCGCCAGGAGGGGUGCCUGGAAAUGUUGAUUUUAGCAAAAUAUUGAAUGACCCUGAACUGAUGAAUGCAUUUAGUGAUCCAGAAGUCAUGGAUGCUCUUCAGGAUGUAAUGAAGAACCCUGCUAAUCUAGCAAAGCAUCAAGCAAAUCCAAAGGUGGCUCCUAUUAUUGCAAAGAUGAUGAGCAAAUUUGCCGGACCGAAGUGAGAGUUUCCGAGUUGUAACGAUGUUUUAGGGAGAUGGAAGUUUUUAAUACUUUUGGGUUGGGGAUGCUAGUUGACAAAUGUAUGGUUGGUUUAUGAGCUGGUUUCACGUGGGAUAGCUUGACAAAAUUCUCUGCUUCUCUUACCUUUACUUUUACGACAAUGCUUAUGGACCAUGUUUAGCCGCGUGUCAUUGCCUAUCGGCAAUUUUAUCAUAUAUAUAUAUAUCGAUAAGGGUUUCAGGUUCU